GUAUGAUUUAGAAAGGAAACUUCAAAAUGGUAUGCUGGGAUUUGUUAUACUAUGCAGUUGGCGGUGCAGCAGUUGGUGCCGGCGCAAUUUUUGCAGCGCCUAUGGUGCUCACUGUUGCUGGCUUCACCAGUUCAGGAAUUGCUGCUGGGUCUAUUGCCGCGUCAAUGCAAGGAGCUGCAGUGACUAGUGGAAGCUUGUUUGCGGCUGCGCAGUCAGUAAGCGUCGUGGGGGUUUCAACGAUGGCCGAGGUUGCGGCUGUCGCAGUUGGUUCUCUUGCUGGAACUGCUGUUGGCUGCUUAAACGACGCUUGCAAUAUCGAAAAUGAAUAAGUUAACAACGACAUUGCAAUCAAAAUGACAUCAGUGAUUGAAGAAAUAUUCAGGACUGGUCCUUAUUUUACUCAUCUUUGAUCAGACUUUGAUUGUCCUGACGAAUAAUAAAAUAGAAACGUGUUGACACAAUAGUUUGCUUAACGGGAGAAUUUGUUUCAUUCAAAUCGUAGCCAAAUUUUAAAGCAAAAUAUACGAGGCAAAAUGAAACCCAGAAAUGAUACACAUGUUUUGAUUACUUUUUGAUUAACAAUUUACCUCCUCAUUUAAAAAAAACUAACUUGGGCUGUUGAGAAUUUUGAAUCAAUUAUUUUUCAGACAAGUUGCAGUUUUGUUCAGUUUGUCCUGAUAAUUAGAAUCAGCAUUUGGUUGUUCAAUGGAUUGGAUCUUCCAACAUCAUCUCCUCGAAGAAGUUUUUUCUUAAAAGUUUACUGCUAAGUACAAUUUUAAAUGUUAAACAUAUACGCAUUUUGCAUUUUGUACCGAAUGAAUGUCUUCUCCCGUCUGCAAUAAGGUGAAAAAGAUUUGCAUAACCCAACUAAUUGUAGAUUAGUUUGUCUCACUGUAAUUACCGCGCUACCACGCCAUCUAGAAAAUUGUUAUCAUAAAAUGAUAUAGACGUUUGUUUUGAAAGCUGCAAUUUAAAUUCCUUAAAACUGAGCUUUUCUAAAAUCAGGCUAAUUACAAAAAUUAUUGUCAUCAAUUGAUCGUUAUAAAACAUUUUACUCCAAUUUAAUUGCAAAACAAAAGAUUUUUUUCUGCCGUUUUCAUCUAAUUUCACGCUCUGUAAAUAUGUUCAAUUUCAAGUUAGUUCAAGUUACUAAAAAAAUGGAUUUUAAAUCUUACGAAAUCCAAAACCCGUAUGAUCCCGGAAAAAAUGUGCGAAGAAAAUGUGUAUGCAUGUGUUGUGAGAAAUUAUAAAAGAGUUAUUUGACUGAAGUUGGUAUUAAUAUAAAAUUGUCAGAGUUUGGUUGUCAAGUGAUAAAUUACCCCGAAAUUAAUUCAAAUUGAAGUUUCUCAACAUGA
This is a messenger RNA of Symsagittifera roscoffensis, 1355 nucleotides long. Its product is annotated as interferon alpha-inducible protein 27-like protein 2B. The transcript is spliced from 2 exons. The record is from RefSeq and is a predicted model, not a curated record. Lineage: Eukaryota; Metazoa; Xenacoelomorpha; Acoela; Convolutidae. Bases 27 to 329 code for a protein of 100 amino acids. Gene Ontology annotation, cellular component: membrane.